UAACAGUAACAAACAUAAAGGGGAGGAGGAGAGAUCGCAGUUUUUGUGCUGAGGGUUCUUCCCCCAACUAAGAUCUGUUCUACCCAGAGAAACCCUAACUCAUAUAUUUAUUUUUAAUAUUACUUCUCUUUAUCUUUUAAUUUACCGAUUUGUUUAUUUUUUCAUCCCUUUGUUUCUACACUGAUCAAUCUCUGCAGCCUGCACUUUGUUUUGUCACUCUGAGAAGGCAAAAGGAAAAAAACUAGAAACCAUAAUUAUCAAUGGUCACUGCUGCUAAAUCUUCAAACCACCACUCGCCCCCCAGUGCUCCGUCACCGGCGCAGCCCGGAGACGGCAACAGCCCCAAGUUCCCGCGAAAAAAUCUUCCCUCGCCGUGGGCUCAGGUAGUUCGCGGCGGCGAGCCGGAAUCGGCGGGCUGCAUUCACCAAUCACCGCCGUCAUCGUCCUCGUCGUCGUCCUCGUCUCUGGUUGCUGAUCAAGCCCCGUCAUCGGAGGUGAUUCCGGUGUCGUCGCCGGUGGAUAAUUCUAAUACGGUUGGUGAUGUAGAUAGUUCCGAUGGCGCUGAAGGCAAUGCGGAUCGUUCUAAAAAGCCCGUUUGGAACAAGCCCUCAAACGGCGUCGUCGUCGUCGAGACUGGGCCUGUAAUGGGCGCUGCUGAAUCAUGGCCCACUUUGCUUGCGUCCACCAAAGGUUCUGCUAAAUUGCCUGCUGAAUCGUCCUCCAAGACUGUUACCGAUGAUGGAUCACUCUCCACUUCUCAGUGGCCAAUGACUUCACAAUCUCCUCAGAAACAAGCGACUACUAUUGCAAAACCUAGUUCUGCACCAAAUUAUAAUGUGCCUAGUAGACAAAGAUCGAUGAAGCGGGUAGGUGGCAGCAGCACUGGAUCUGGUCCUUCACAGAGCAACUUCUCCAACCCUCCCCCAACGCCACCCCCGCCCCCGCCUUUUCCUGUAUACCAGCUCCCACCAGUUAGCUAUGGUAAUAUGGUACCAGGUGUCCCUGACCAUGCUCCAAGAGAUCAUUACCGGAACAAUAACUGGGAUGCAAGACCAUUGGUUGGGGGUUUUGUGCCUGCAAUGAAUGAAUAUCGGGGUUCCUCUCGCAGGGGUUAUUUUGGGCCUCAUCCACGAGGAGAUGGUUCCUAUCAUAAUAGUUAUGGUAGCAGGCGUGAUCAUCAAGAUCGUGGAAAUUAUGUGAAUGCUAGAGAUGCUUUUCUACCUCAACCAAGGAUGCCUCCAAGAGGAUUACUGAGGCACCCACCACCUAAUACCGCUGCAUUUGUGGGCCCUCAGCCUAUUGGACCAUUUGCUAACCCCAUCAGUUUUCCUGAGUUCUAUUACUAUCAACCAGUAACAGUGGAACAGUUUACGGGUAUGCCAUUCUUCACUCACAGCCCUCCUCCUACACCGAUCUUCUCUGCCGCAGAAUCUCCUCUCUCUAAUAUGAUAGUCUACCAAAUUGAAUAUUACUUUAGUGAUGCUAAUUUAGUGAAAGACGCGUUUUUAAGGUCUAAAAUGGACGAACAGGGUUGGGUUCCUGUUACUUUGAUAGCAGACUUUCCUCGAGUUAAAAAUUUGACAACCAACAUUCAGUUGAUACUUGACUCUCUCAGAACUUCUACUGUUGUGGAAGUGCAAGGUGACAAGUUAAGGAGACUUAACGAGUGGAUGAGAUGGCUGCCCUCUGCUCAGCGACGAUCUAAUUCUGGUUCAAUAUCUCCUAGUGGGUCAACACACAAUAAUCUUACAGCUAAUUUUCAAACUAUCAUCUUGGAAGAAACCACUGCAGAUGAAAGUCCAACACAGCCAAACGGUGGUGAUGCUACUAAGAGCAGCAUUUAAAAAGCCAAGCCAAGCGGUGAUGAUGGGAAAGAGAGAUUGUGGAAGUUGAUUCUUUCUUCAGUCUCGAUUUUGAUAUAAAUUUUGAGUGAGUGAUGUAGCGGAAACAAAUAAAAGUUAUUUACUUUUGUUAAGGUCCAAAGAGAAAAGAGAAAAGUUAAUUUAAACAUAAAAGUUCAGAAUUUUGAUUGAGGCGGAUUUAACGAGGUUAUUGGUUUGUAUAGAUGACAUUCGUUGUGGAUUUUUUUUUUUCCUAUUUAUUUUUUAUUUUAUGAUAGAAGUUGUAGAUAAGUCUCUUAUUGGUGGUAUGAGUGGAGUUUUGGCUAAGCUAGGUUGUUCAUUUUGGCUUUCUCAUUGGAUGGAUGACUAAUUAUGUUUUGUACCGUGAGUUUACGCAUUACAGUUUUUGCUGUUUUUUUAA
Messenger RNA from Glycine soja, 2262 nucleotides. RefSeq names its product la-related protein 1C-like. Gene Ontology annotation, molecular function: RNA binding. The record is from RefSeq and is a predicted model, not a curated record. NCBI's taxonomy places the organism in Eukaryota, Viridiplantae, Streptophyta, Magnoliopsida, Fabales, Fabaceae. The transcript has 6 exons. The coding region runs from base 261 to 1844 and encodes 527 amino acids.